AUGUCUGUUGCUGCUAACCGGGCGGAGCGCCAGCAGAUGCGCCAGCGAGGAGCCGCGAAUCGCAAGGUCAAAGACGUGGAUUUCGGCUUCUCUUUUGGUUCUCCUUCGUUGCCUCUUACACAACCUACUCCAUCAUUAUCAGUCGCCAUCAGUGCCAGACCCGCUCAUGCAUCCUCCUCGAAACCUUCCACGCCCAAUAAGAAGCUUUCUCGGCCUUCGACGCCGCAUUCGCGACGUAGCUCGUCUAGAAAACAAAGCACUACGCCGAAAACAAGAGCACCGGGAAGCAGGGGCACAAUACCCUCACCGCUCUCUGUAUUUGAUAUUCCGCCAGAAGACGAACCGGAGCAGAGAAGCUCUAAGCGCAGGCGAAUAACGCCAUUUCAAACAAUUGAGGAGGAUGUUCCCCUAGACUUAGGCAGCCCCCAUAGCGAUUUCGUGAAAUCUGUUGGAAAAUUUGUAAUUGAGCAACAACCCCAAGCAAAUGCUGCCGAACCCAUACCUACUCCCCAAGUGGGAGAUUUGCAACCGAAUGAACAAUUGUUGGAAGGAGGAUUGGCCCCGAAGCACACCCCGAUUCCGCCACCACGACAGAACACAUCGCCCAUUGCGGAAAACGAUAGUCCUAAUCAAGGAGAAAACGCCGAGAAAAAUCAUACGCCUGGCUCAGAACGCAAGAGAAAAAAGAGAAAGUCUGUGCGCCUGCUUCCCAAGAAGCAUCCAAAGGUACAAUUCCGUUCCAGUCCAAAGGAUUCUCCGCAGCAAGCAUCGGCUGAGGAAGUUGAGCCUCCUGGACUCGUUAAAAAGAAACAAGCUUCUGCUGAAAAAACCAAUACUGCAAAUCUCACUCCACAGCAGUCUCCGUCCGCUAAAACAAAUGAUCCGAAUUUGACCAACGAAAUCGCGUCAAAUCUGCACAGAGGAGAGGUAGAAAACGAAUUCCCUACACUUCUAGGAGGGCAGGAAGUAGAAUCUACAGAAGGUCCUGGGAUUAAAGAUGUUGAGCCGCAAAAAUCAGAAUCUAGAGUUCCUGAAGCAGAAACGGCUCAAAAAUCAAAACCGACGGGGCGCAAACAAAAGAAAAAGGCCCGCCUAGCUAAAUCCUCAGCUAAAACGCUUGAGGCAAAUCAGGAGGAUAUUGAACAGGACGGGAGAGCGCAGCCGGAAUAUGCAGCUACGCCGGAUCACAGACUAAAACGAAGACAUAAGAAAGAAAAGCAUGCGCCUUCGAAUGCCAUAAAGACGGCUUCUAAACACGAGAGACCCAGAAACAAAAAUACUGUGCCGGUCACUGUUCACCGCCUCGCAAAUGUCACCGCGCUGGAAACGUUAUCGGAGUCGGAUGAUGCGUCUGACAACGAGCGACCCGCGCCAGAGAAACCUGCCAAACACUACAAACACUUGAACCGCGGCGGCAUCAAUGCUGUGGACGUUCUCAGCCAAGUCUGUCGAGAGACCUUGGAGAAGACUGUGUCUGCACUCGAAACAAAUAUCGAACAGGAGGCGAAUACCAGUCGCGCUGGCGAAUGGAAACGUAAAUGUAACGCGGUUCUGGAAUUUGGAACGGAGCUGGAGAACUCGCUGUUUAGUAUUAGUGAAUUGUUGGAAAGCAAUUUUGGGCUGGCUACGCGGUGGAAGUCGGAGAAGAAAGAUGUGCUCAGCCUGAGACAUAGGCUACUGAGCGUACGGAAGGAGAGGGAGGAUGUUGCGCUGCGAAUUGACGAGGUCCGCAGGCAAUAUGCGGAUGAUGAGCGCCAGAGAGUGGUAAGUCUGAAAUGCUCUUCAUACAUGCCUCCCGUUGACCCGAAAACCAUUGCAUUUCAGCUGACCCAGCACCAGAAGCAUGACUCGCUCAACAACUCCCUACAUGACCUUCAGCUCGCCCUUGAUCGAAACCAGAAACGUAGCCAAGACUCGGCGGACGGAACUACACUUGGGGGCCUUGAAUUCCUUCUCCGAACGGUUGCCACAGAUGUGAGCUCCACGGCACCGGACUCGCAGGGAGGCCUGUUGCGCCAGGUGCAGCGCUUCAACGAGCAGCUGGAGUGGGCGGCCAGGCGGCUGGAGCAACGCCGGCAGGAGUAG
Molecule: messenger RNA, 2085 nt
Organism: Ophidiomyces ophidiicola
Lineage: Eukaryota; Fungi; Ascomycota; Eurotiomycetes; Onygenales; Onygenaceae
Exons: 4
Coding region: 1-2085 (694 amino acids)
Source: RefSeq, a predicted model, not a curated record